GACCGUACGUCCUUCAGUUCAGUACAACACCCAACCAUAGCUAUCGACGCCUCAAAUGAAAAUUACGCGUUCAAGUGAAGAGACGUUUUUGUGUUUUUCGUCGCGUCCGCUGUGUACCUAUAGUGCAGUUAGAAAUUUGUAGUGGUUGUUUAUGUUGGGAAAGAAAAAGUUUAUUCAGUGUGCUACUAUCAUAGGCAUUUGUAGUUGUCACACAGUGAAUGUGAAUGAGUCACGUUCAACGAGCUGUAAUAAGUGGUAAUUGAAAGUUGUGUGAUGUGGAAACAUUAGGAAUCUCUUUUUUUGUUCAAGGUGUACUCAAAAACAGAUGAAAGCUUGAAGGGCAAAAAUGCGUAAAUAAGAGAGCGACAAAUUUGAUUAUUUUUCUCUAGAGGUGGAAAAAAUUUGCACGGCAAUUACCGAGAAGACGUGUGAAAAGUCAAUAUUUAUGGACGGUGAUAAGUGAUAACGUGGCAAUCGUAGUGAAAUUGUAACGAAGAUCUGUAGUAUUUUAGCCGUGCAAGAGGAAAGACGUAAACUAUAUUUCGUCCGCACCCACCGUACAGGCGAUACGCAAUCGACAUUUGCGCAAAUACUACACACGUCGGGACGAAACGAUCGACACGAUCCUUAAGACACAAUGGAGACGUUUGAUCAGAAAAGCAACGUUAAUCUUCCGAUGAAGUUUCCAGGUGCUGCAAUGAACCCUCCACUGGCUGACACCGGUGAGGAUCCCCACCCCAGUCUGUCCGAUUGGCACGACUAUGAACCGAAUCUCGAGUUUGACGAUACCGAAUUAUCGCAAACGGCACCGGAACCCGGAGGCACGGUUAUAUUUGAUGAAGACAACUAUUCCGGCGAGUUUGAAGAGGUGUCCGCAGACGAAAUCAUCAAAACCGCACUCGAUCCGGACAACUACGAGGAGCAGCUUAAAAUGGUCGAGCCCGAUGAGAACACUAUCCGCAAAGAGUUCAAGCGGCGAAAAUUUAUCGAAUUCAUCGGUACGGACAAACACGGUCAGCCCAUUAUCGCUAUCUAUGCGUGUAGUUUGCCGGAAAGGAAAGAUCUCAACACGAAUAUUUUCAUCGAUUUUAUCAUCAAAUCGAUGGAAGAAUUUGUCCAGAAUGAUUACAUCAUUGCGUACUUUCACCAAGGCAUGAAGGAUAAUAGCAAACCGUCCCUGCAGUUUCUGUGGAACUCAUAUAAAGAACUGGAUCGAAGUUUUAAGAAAAAUCUGAAGAAGUUAUACGUGGUACAUCCAACAACCUUCAUCAAAAUGGUGUGGUUUUUCUUCAGACCGGUCAUCAGCGAAAAAUUUAAGAGUAAGCUCAUCUACACAUCCAGCCUGGAUGAGCUGAAGCAGUCAUUAGGUUUACAAGCGCUCAAAGUGCCGGACACUGUGCGAGAAUUCGAUGAGAAAAUUAACAACACCACUCGCUACACGCUGCGGGGCAGCAAAACUAGUCUAAAGAGCAGCCGCUCGAUGGAACACAUCCCGAAGACGAACCAGUUCGGUGUUUCGCUCAAGUUCAUCAUCGAGAACAGUGCCUGCCUCAACUGCAUUCCACCGAUCGUACGCAAAUGUGUCGAUCAUUUGUCCCUUUCAGAUGUGAUCGACACCGAGGGAAUCUUCCGAAGAUCCGGCAACUACACCCGAAUAAAAGAACUGCGCGAAAAGAUCAACCAAGGCGAAGAGGUAAACCUAUCAAACGAGGACACCCACGUGGCAGCUGCGCUUCUGAAAACCUUCCUACGCGAGCUGGAAGAACCCCUACUUACCUACGAACUGUACGAAGAUAUCGUCCAGUUUACCGAGUGGACAACCGAAGAGCAACGAUCCCGGAACGUGAAGCAGAUCCUACGGGAGAAGCUACCCGAGGAAAACUACGAACUGUUCAAAUACAUUGUCGAGUUUCUGGGGAAGAUUAUGGAGCGGAAAGAUUUCAACAAGAUGACGUCGUCGAAUCUGGCGAUCGUGUUCGGUCCCAAUCUAGUGUGGCCCAAGCAAGCGCAGAUGUCGCUGGACGAGAUUGGCCCGAUUAAUGCCUUUAUCGAUUAUGUGCUGCAGCAUCAGGAUGAUAUAUACUUUGUGGAUAUUAACAAAAAAGAUGGAGGCUAUGAUUAACAGCGGUUGAUAUAAGUUUAGUUCUUUUUUAUUUGUUUUUACCGUAGGGGGCAUGUGAGGUGCAUUUGUGCUGGUCCGUUCCUGGGUGUAUGAUUUUUUAAUGAACGAACUAACCGAAGACACACAAGUUGUUUGUUUCUAUGUAAGAUUUAGGUUUAAUAAAGUUUACCUCUUGAAAUAGAAAUGGCUACUUGUGUUACUAAAACAAAACAUUCUUUCGUGUUAUAGUGAUAAGAACAGUGACCAGUUUUUUAGCCGAUGUGUCUGUAGAUAUGUGCGAGAAUGAGAUUUUUAAGCAGUGUAAUUAAUAAUCGUAAGGUAAACAAUAAUAGUCAUUAUUACAGUAACUUGUUGAGAAUGUUUUGAAUAAUUUAUAUAAACAGCAACCGUUUGAAAUCACGGCAAGCGGUUCAAAACCAAAGAAUGGGUGUAUAAUUCAAACGAACCACACUAAAUGAUGUAGAAUCCGUCACCAGAAAAUCUCAGGCAUUACCAUUUUCUGUCCCGACACAGAGUUCCUGGUGUGCCAAAUGGAUUACGUACAGACUACUACCAAUACCCGUGUGUCUGUCGCAUAUGCAUUUCAUUGUGCAAUUGAUGUUUUUUUUCUCUAAUAUUAAUAUUAAGCUCAUACGAUGAGAAAAUGUAGAUAUAUUCAGCGCAUUUUUCGCAUAUGUGAUAGACACGCAGAUAUGGAAAGUUUACAUUCAACUAUCACGUCAGUCAAUCUCAUCCUCCUCUCAAGAAUUGAAUCGAAACAAUAACAGACAGUCUGGAGAAAAUAUCAAUUUUUAGACCAUUAGCUCUCUUAGAAAAUAAAAAAAAACGCGAAACGAUUGGACUACGAUAACAUUUUAAAAAUUUUAACAGUAUACUAUUCCGCCGAAGAUAGGGAGUCCAUAGUCAGAAUUAAAAACCCAUUAUAUCUUGGAAUUUUCCGCUUCUAGUCCAAUAUCAAUUUUAAUUGGAGUAACUCAACAACAAAAUAAAACUUGAGAGCACUGAAUAUAUACCUACUUAGUGGAACUACAGAAAAUCGACGACGAUAUAUGAGUGAAGCAAAAUCGAUUCUAGACGAAUGCAAUAUGCUGGCACGAAUUUCACGUCUGUGACAAAUUAUAAGUAUCCGUUAAAGUCUAUGGAAACAAGAGCGCUGUAAUGUCACCCAGAAAACAUGUACAGAGAUUUUACUGAAACAAUAGAAAACGUCGAAUGAUUCAUGUAUGAAAGAUA
Molecule: messenger RNA, 3355 nt
Organism: Topomyia yanbarensis
Lineage: Eukaryota; Metazoa; Arthropoda; Insecta; Diptera; Culicidae
Gene: RhoGAP68F
Product: rho GTPase-activating protein 68F
Exons: 9
Coding region: 638-2122 (494 amino acids)
Biological process (GO): small GTPase-mediated signal transduction; negative regulation of endocytic recycling
Cellular component (GO): cytoplasm
Molecular function (GO): GTPase activator activity
Source: RefSeq, a predicted model, not a curated record